Molecule: messenger RNA, 381 nt
Organism: Miscanthus lutarioriparius
Lineage: Eukaryota; Viridiplantae; Streptophyta; Magnoliopsida; Poales; Poaceae
Source: the annotation of a GenBank genome assembly
AUGCCCCUGCCUUCUUCCUUCGCGUGGGCACAGAGCGACAUCGCUGUGGGCAUGGACCGGCUGGAUCCGGUGUGGUGGGCGGGGCGGAGCAGGCGGUGUGCGGCGCGGCCACCAGCAGCGAGGCGGCCCCUUGGAGGCGGCGCGGGGCUGGGCGAGGCAGAGCCCCCUGGCGCGGCCACCGGCGUGCUGCAGCCCCUUGGAGUCAGCGCGGGGCCGGGCAAGGCGGGGCCCCCUGGCGUGGCCCUUGGCGUGCUGCUGUGCUUGGUCGCCGGCGAUGGAGCCGCGGAGGCCGACUGUGCAGGUCCGGCGUGGGAUGAGGCAAGGAAAAGCAGAGGACGUGUCACGUCUUGUGCGGCUGUGCGCUUGUGCCUGCGGUGGUGA